This is a messenger RNA of Fusarium redolens, 2277 nucleotides long. RefSeq lists its product as uncharacterized. NCBI's taxonomy places the organism in Eukaryota, Fungi, Ascomycota, Sordariomycetes, Hypocreales, Nectriaceae. The coding region runs from base 413 to 2164 and encodes 583 amino acids. The record is from RefSeq and is a predicted model, not a curated record. The transcript is spliced from 5 exons.
UUCGCUCACUUGGUUGAUCCUUGUUUCAGCUCAUUUAUCGCUUGCCUCAGCUACCAGGGGCCCUGCCAGAGGCAGUUCGUCUACAGGUCCGUAAGGAUAAUUUUAGGCUCAGUUAACUGAAGAUUACAUCCAUUAUAACUAGGGGAUACCAAUCGAUUGAACUCGACCAAGGAAUCCAAUGCGUGGGACUUGAAUUACUGGAAGAGCCUACGCGUGAUGAGUGAUAUUUGAAUUGAUCUGCACCUUGGUGAGGGUAAGCUGACCAGUGGGCAGGCAUUCUGAGACACGCGAGCAGGGAUGUAGAUAUCUCAACCAACAGAUGUUACCUUGUCAUGCAUAUAUGUACAGAAGAAAGCUCUCGGCCAACAUGUCCUUUUCCCAUCUUUCAACGUAAUCUCUCCGACUGCCCACGAUGGCUACCCAAUCCACAGAAAACGAAUCUUGGGACCGCCUUGAUUUAUCUCAGAGGGGCUUUUUCUAUGAUGAGGACAGCCGCCCACCAAGAGACCCGUUGCCAUCCCAUGUUGAAGCCCUUAGAGAGUCAAUGCUUGACUUUGCCUUUGACUUGGCUUCUCAAAGAAAGCACGAGGCCGAACUAACCGAUGAAAUCAAAAGGUUGGCUAAGAAACUUGAAGAAGGGAAGUACUCCGAAGACAAUUGGGAGAACUUUUUUCGAAAGUACUUCUUUGACAUUCUCGUAAAGGACGUCUCAGUCUCACAAGAAGGCUCUCGCAGAGUGUCACGAUGCAACUAUUACUAUGACGCCAUAGUAGCCACAUCUAAAGCUGCUUGGGUAACAUUUGACAAGAGGGGCAAUGCACUUGGCGAUUCAAUGCCUGAUCAGUUUAGGAACAAGAAACGCCCGUCACCCGACCACGCUUUCUAUUUUCCGAUGUACCAUCUGACAGCCAAAUCCCAUAUUCCUGGACCAACCGAUCACACAGGCCUGGAGUGGCAUAAAGCACCAACGCCAUCCCUAGUAGAAUCAUUCUCAUGGUCUAAGUUAAAGAGGCUUUAUGGACAUGGCUUGCGACCCUCUCCCUUCCAUGCUUUCAAGAAACGCCAACCGCUAGAAAAUGACAUGAAUUGUUAUCCAUGGCUUGUUGUUGAACACAAGCAUAAGCAGACAAACUCCGAAAGGAUGAAGGAAGAGGUUUACUGCCAAGCAGUUAACGGCAGUGGAUGUGCCGUCAGACUAAACCAGAUCGCCGCAAAGUAUGCUGUUGAGUUAGAUAAGGAGGCACAUAUUCCCCCUAUCCCAGCGGUGACUACAGUUGGGCCGGAAGUCAAGGUCUGGAUAACGUAUUUCGCCAAAGACUUUAUGGGGUAUUACUACGUCGACGAGGAUUACGCCGAACAGUCCUUUCAGAGAUGCAGUCAAGGUUAUAUGAUGCAAUGUAUAUGGGAGGGAGAUAUGACUGAUCCUCACGAUAUUAUCAAAUUUCGUCUCAUACUUGAAAACACAUAUACAUGGGCUACGCGGGUGUUCAAGUCAUUGAUCACCACAUAUAUUGAUCAAUGGAGCUAUGUCUACUCCGAUGUCGGCACCGACUCUGCACACUCGGCAAUGACACGUCGAAAGCAGAAAAUGGAACUCUCGAAGAGUGCACUGUCGUCAACCGAGCGCGAGACAAUUGCCAGAGAGGUGGACCAUAUCAUUGCCGAGAGACUCGAGGAAUUGAGCCUCAACUAUGGAGGAGGUGCAACUCCGGAGAGUGGUCCACGACGAAGUCCGCGGUUGCCAGCACGAAGCGUUUCGCGGCCAUGUACUCCAUCUGGCCAAGCCUCUCAAGUUCAUGAUUUGAGUUCCAGAGUAGAAACAGUAGCCUCCCUUCUCAAAGCAACCAUGACAGCCGGGGAACUGAAGAGACGAGAGGGCCAGAGUAAAUUUCUCGAACCACCGCCUAAAAUUAUACCUGAGUUGAGUAUCACAUCUCAGAAUGCGGAUGAUGGAGAGACACUGGUUGAAUCGCCUUCAAUUGCAUCCUCAAACACCUUCAGUCCCAUUGGCGAAAGAUCCGCGGCAGACUCAAUGCCUGGUUCAUUUCCAGCAGUUAACUCCGCAGAUUCUUUUUCUUUUGAUUUCAUGAGCAACGAGGAUGGGGCGAUGUCCAUUCAGUGGCAAAAUCUACAAAAGGGUAUUGCUAAAAUCUUCUUAGGAUAGAGUACUAGAUGUCCUAGGGCAUUUAGGGUAUUAAUACUGCCGAGAAUGCUGUGUAUCUUAAAUAUCUGCUUGCAAGUGAUUUGUAUCCCUUGUUUCGUGGUGGAAGUCGUAAA